This is a messenger RNA of Plasmopara halstedii, 153 nucleotides long. RefSeq lists its product as uncharacterized. The record is from RefSeq and is a predicted model, not a curated record. Lineage: Eukaryota; Oomycota; Peronosporomycetes; Peronosporales; Peronosporaceae. The transcript has 2 exons. The coding region runs from base 1 to 153 and encodes 50 amino acids.
AUGAUCGAUUGGGAUAAGCUAAAACGAGUUUGGACUAGCUUUAGUAUGAACCCGGAAAGACGACUUAAUCUACUUGCUACGUUACUUAAUACGGAACGAGAACGCAUUCAUCUUGUUGAACUUCAAGAAGAAUAUCUAGUUAAAAGCGGAUGA